AUGGCAGCUCAUUGUAUAACAUGUGAGAAAAAGGCAGAAUAAAGCAAAAAAUUAUUAUAACUAAAUUUAUAAUUAGUUGAUGCUUCUUAAUUAGCCUAUAAAUUGAAACACCAUGUUUAAAUUAAAUUGGGUAAAUUGAGUUUAUAAGAACAAAAAUAAAAUAGAUUGAAGUUGAAAAAAUAAGAAGAAGAAAAAAAACCUUCAAGAACUCUUCGUAGAACUCAUACUAUUUUUAUAUAAGAUAACAAAUCAUUCUAAGAUGAAGAAGAAAAGAAUAAAGCUAAAAAAUAAUUAGCUUUCAUAAAUUCUGUAAUGACUACUAUUGUUAAUUAUACUGAAAAGGUUUUAAAUAGUAAUACAAAUAAUGAAGAUAAUAAAUGUAUUCUUGAUAUUUAAUUUAGUAAAUCGAAUUACAUUUGAUGAAUUAACAGAAGCUAAAUGUAAUUUAGAAAUUGAUCAAAACAAUGAUGAAGUGAUUUAAAUAAUAGAUAAAGCUCGAUCUUAUAUGUAUGAUAGAAUGGAAUAUUUUAAAAUUAUUUAAAAUUUGGAAUCAUAAUAGAUUUAAGAAACAAAAAAGAUUUAACAUAAAAGUGAUAUAGAUUUAAAAUAAAAAUAUAAGAAUUCAAAUUCAAGUUCUUUUAGGGUUUCAAAAUUUAAUAAUGUUACAACAACAAGUUAAUCAAUAAUUUAAAACAAUGAUACAAUAUAUGAAGAAGAUGAUGAUUUUGUUUGUUAAACUCCAAAGUAUACACACAACAAUAAUAAUAAAAAGAACACCUUAAUUAUGUCUUUGAUUAAGUAAAUAAUAAUAAUGAUUAAUUAGUAAAGAUAAAUUUAAUUCAAGUAAUGUUGGAAGUUUUAAUGAAAUUAAUAGAAGAGAUAGUUUAACAACUAUGACUAUAUCAAGAUAAUAGGUAUUUGGUAAUAAUUAAAUAAAAAGGCCCUUUUUAUCUAAAAAUAAUUCUGAAGAAUAUCCAUAAUAAUAAUCAAACCCAGAAUCUAAAAUAUUGGAUAAGAUAUUUAACUUAUCUAAUUCUUCAGAUACAUUAAUCAGUUCUAAAUCUAAUAAGCCCUCUAUAUNCAAAGUAAAUUAAAAGAAUUAGAUUUAGAAAAGCAUAAUAAAAUAGUAUGUCGAAUAUGUGAAUAAUUAAUCGAAGUAGAAAUUAUGGCAGCUCAUUGUAUAACAUGUGAGAAAAAGGCAGAAUAAAGCAAAAAAUUAUUAUAACUAAAUUUAUAAUUAGUUGAUGCUUCUUAAUUAGCCUAUAAAUUGAAACACCAUGUUUAAAUUAAAUUGGGUAAAUUGAGUUUAUAAGAACAAAAAUAAAAUAGAUUGAAGUUGAAAAAAUAAGAAGAAGAAAAAAAACCUUCAAGAACUCUUCGUAGAACUCAUACUAUUUUUAUAUAAGAUAACAAAUCAUUCUAAGAUGAAGAAGAAAAGAAUAAAGCUAAAAAAUAAUUAGCUUUCAUAAAUUCUGUAAUGACUACUAUUGUUAAUUAUACUGAAAAGGUUUUAAAUAGUAAUACAAAUAAUGAAGAUAAUAAAUGUAUUCUUGAUAUUUAAUUUAGUAAAUCGAAUUACAUUUGAUGAAUUAACAGAAGCUAAAUGUAAUUUAGAAAUUGAUCAAAACAAUGAUGAAGUGAUUUAAAUAAUAGAUAAAGCUCGAUCUUAUAUGUAUGAUAGAAUGGAAUAUUUUAAAAUUAUUUAAAAUUUGGAAUCAUAAUAGAUUUAAGAAACAAAAAAGAUUUAACAUAAAAGUGAUAUAGAUUUAAAAUAAAAAUAUAAGAAUUCAAAUUCAAGUUCUUUUAGGGUUUCAAAAUUUAAUAAUGUUACAACAACAAGUUAAUCAAUAAUUUAAAACAAUGAUACAAUAUAUGAAGAAGAUGAUGAUUUUGUUUGUUAAACUCCAAAGUAUACACACAACAAUAAUAAUAAAAAGAACACCUUAAUUAUGUCUUUGAUUAAGUAAAUAAUAAUAAUGAUUAAUUAGUAAAGAUAAAUUUAAUUCAAGUAAUGUUGGAAGUUUUAAUGAAAUUAAUAGAAGAGAUAGUUUAACAACUAUGACUAUAUCAAGAUAAUAGGUAUUUGGUAAUAAUUAAAUAAAAAGGCCCUUUUUAUCUAAAAAUAAUUCUGAAGAAUAUCCAUAAUAAUAAUCAAACCCAGAAUCUAAAAUAUUGGAUAAGAUAUUUAACUUAUCUAAUUCUUCAGAUACAUUAAUCAGUUCUAAAUCUAAUAAGCCCUCUAUAUUUCGAAGGGCUUAAUCUCCUACAGUUAUUGAUACAGUCAUUGAAUCUUUAAAUUAAUCUCCAACUGGUAGAAUGGGAAUAUCUGAUUUUUAAGAUGAAUCUCCUAGAAAUUAAAAGAUUUGUUCUAUUGCAGAUUUUGCAUAAUGUGAUUCAGAUUUAGAAAUUCAAAUUAAAAAAUAACAAAAUCCCUCUAUAGAACUUGGUAGACAAGUAGAUUCAAUUGAAGAAAUAUAUAAAGAUACAGAAUAAAAUAUUUUAAAUUCAUUUGAAAAUAUUAAUUAAUGUUAAUCUGAUAAAGAAAUAGAUCAGAUUCAUAAUUCUAAUCAAGAAAUGAAAUAGUCAUCAUAAAAUAGUAUGAAAAAUAGUGGUAGGAAUAUGAUGUUAAAAGAUAGCAGAAAUAUUAAUAUGAAUAUAAAUUAACAAGAUUAAUAAAAACCAUUAUAUAUUGAAAUAGGUGCUAAAACGGAAACAGGGUUUAUCGUAGAAGAAUAUAAUAAUUCAGCUUCUCCAUUAAAUAUAGAUAAUUAAGCUUUAAGUCUUAAUCAUUCAUUUUCAAGUGGAAAAUAAAAGAAUUUAUAACAACAAGAAAAUAAUUCAGAUACAGAUUUUGAUCAGUCUUUAAUAAAACCAAAAAAAAGUUUAUUUAAUCCCUAAAAUUCUAGAAGUAGUAAAAAGAAAUAAAGCGUGAUAAUUGCUCCUUAAAAAUCUAAAUAAUCUUUUGAUUUUGAAAUCAUAACAGUUGACAGAGGUUAUAAUUCAGAUUCUGAAUUAGUAAGUAUAAAUGCUGAUAAAACUAAUUAAUCUUAAGAAAUUGGCCUUAAAGAUUUUGAAUUUAUUAAACCUCUUGGAUAAGGAGCUUUUGGAUGGGUAUUUUUAGUGAAAAAGAAAACUUCGGGUGAUCUUUAUGCUAUGAAAAUUAUUGAUUGCUCAUAAAAAGUAAAUGUUAAUUUAAAUUUUAAAGCAAUUAGAAACUUAACUUGAUACUUUAAAAGCUGAAAGAAAUAUUUUUGAAAUAUUAUCUGGAGAUUUUGUUGUUAAAGCAUACUAUUCAUUUAGUCAUGAAUAGAAUUUAUGUUUUGUUUAAGAAUAUAUGGUAGGAGGAGAUUUCUCUCACAUUCUCAAAAUGUAUACAGUAUAUACUUUUAUUAUAUUAAGGCUUUAGAUGAGGAAUAUGUCAGACAUUAUAUUGCUGAAGUUGUUUUGGCUUUAGAAUAUUUAAGAUCAAAAAAUAUCGUUCAUAGAGAUUUAAAACCAGAUAAUAUCCUAUUAGAUAAAUAAGGUCAUGCUAAGUUGGCUGAUUUUGGAUUAUCAGAGGUUGGUUUUAAUAAUAGAUUAAAAUUAAAAUUGAGAUAAUAAGAUAUUGAAGCGUAAAAAUUAUCCCAUUAUUUUAAAGAAACACUAUACCUGAAUUUGCUGAUCAUAAUAAUCCAUAAUACAAUACAGUUUUUGAUUUAAAAUUACCUCAAGUAUAACCAGUCAUUAGAGCAAGCAUUUCAAAUUAAAAUAGUAAAAACAAAAGAAUUGUUGGAACUCCUGAUUAUAUAGCUCCAGAAGUUUUAAAAGGGGAAUCCAUUACCAAUAACAGUUUAGAUUAUUGGAGUUUAGGAGUAAUAAUGUAUGAAAUGCUUUGUGGUAUUCCACCAUUUAAUGAUGAUUCUGUCGAAAAGAUUUUUGAUAAUAUUUUAAACUAUAGAAUUGAAUGGCCAAAUGUAAGUGAUAUUGAAGAAGAAAGUAUAUCUCAUAAUGCUUAUGAUCUUAUGUGUCAAUUAAUGGAACCAGAUUAUACUAAAAGAAUUGGACAUUCAGAUAUUAAUGAAAUUAAAAAUCAUCCUUUUUUUGAAGGUAUCAAUUGGAAUAUUUUACUUUCAACCCCUGGUUUAAUUGUACCAAAAAUGAUUUUAAAAGAAUCUGAGGUAGAUUGUAAAAAUUUCGAAAAAGUUUAAUAAUUUCUCAACAAUUUAGAAAAAAAGGAAGUUAAAAAUUAAACUUUAGCUUAAAAACUAAAAAGCUAAUUAUCUAACUUAGAAAGAUUAGAUUUAUUAGUUAAAUUAAGUUUAGAAGAAGCAAAUGAUAAAUUGUAAUUAUUUACAAUAUAUUUUAGAUCUAAAAUUAAGACACAAGAAGACAAAUUAAAAAGAACUUUAAAUAAGAUUGAAAAUUACGAACAAGAACAUUAAAUAUAAAUGUUACUUUUGUAUGAAGAUGUUUUCUGA
This is a messenger RNA of Paramecium sonneborni, 4457 nucleotides long. The record is from the annotation of a GenBank genome assembly. Lineage: Eukaryota; Ciliophora; Oligohymenophorea; Peniculida; Parameciidae.